CAGGGACCACAAAGAGAGAGACGGAGAGACAAAACAUGUGCCAGCGACUCGCGGUACCCUUCCUCCUGAUCGUCCAGGCCAGCCUCGGCUACUGCCCCCCGAACGCGUUAAGGACGACGGACACCUCAGCCCCUUCUUGGCUCAAUGGACAUCUAUCAGCUCGACAACGACGGUCGUCGCAUAGCCGGCAUCAACAGCGACCCAGAGGGACCGGCAGACGCGGCAGCAGCAGCAAUCCUUCAACGUGUCAUGCGACCCACCUCCACCACCAACAAGGGCCGGGGCGGAAUCAACGCGCAGGCAGCGGUAGCGCCAUUGCCGCUGCGAGCGGAAGCGGAUCGGGGGGUGAAGUCGGGUGCAGAGGGGACGGGGGGGUAACGGGAGCAGCCGUGGGCGGCCGGCGGCGGAGAACUUUCCUGACGGGCUUGAGGGCCAAGAGGGUGGCGGGGGAGGGUAUCUCGGAGGAGCAGGAGAAGGCCAGGGCGGCGCAUAGGGCACGGCUGGCGGCGACGCCGAAGCCCCCACCAAGAGAACACGUCCCGCCCCCGCCGAACACGCAGGCGCUUAACGUGGUGCUGACGCACACGACGGCGGAUUUCGACACCUUGGCGGCGGCGGUAGGGUUGGCCAAGCUAUGGCAGGACGAGCGCCCGGACGACGAGUGCUGCGUGUGCCUCCCACGCGGCACCCACCCGGUAGUCAAGCGCUUCCUGGCCCUUCACAAGAACCUCUUCCCCAUCAAGGCCUUGAGGGACAUCGAUCACGACCGGAUUUUCCGAGUUGGGCUCGUGGACGCUCAGAGGAUCGACAGGAUCGGGACUGCGGCUUCCCUUCUGGCGAAUGCCACAGAGGUUCACGUGGUCGACCACCACAAUGAGCAGAGCUCGGAUAUCAACGCCACUUCUAUCGUGAUCGAGAAGGUGGGGUCCGUUUCAACGAUCAUUACGGAGAAGCUGCAGGAGAGGGGUUUACAGAUGGAGGAGGCCGAAGCCACGCUGCUUGCUUUGGGGGUGCACUCGGACACCGGGUCGCUCACCUUUGACUCCGCCACUGCUAGGGAUGCCGUGGCUUUGGCGUGGCUAAUGGAGCAGGGGUCGAGCCAGCAGGCGAUCGCGGAGUAUGGGCACGCCGCGUUGAGCCAGGAGCAGCAGAGCACCCUCACGGAGUGCAUCAACAACCUCAACAGGACAUCACUGAACGGAGCCACUGUUUCGACGGCUCUGGUGCAGCUGGACAGCUACGUCAAUGGCAUGGCCGCUGUUGCUCAGAACGUUCUAGACGUUACCGACAGCGACGUGUUCAUGCUCGGAGCGCACUUCCCUCAGAAGCUGGGGAGGGAUCCCACUCACAUGGUGGUCAUCGGGAGGGCAAGGCCGCGAGUGAGCAAGGUGAACCUGGACGAUCUCAUGUCCAAUUACGGGGGAGGGGGGCACCGCAAGGCUGCCGCGGCGUCGCUACGGCUGAGUUCAGUGACGAUGCGAGGGGGUGAGCCGGCCACCGCUGCAGGCAUCAUGCAGGAUCUGGUGGACAGAAUAUUCGUGGAACAGAUUUCCGAGCUAGAAGUGGCUGAGGACAUCAUGACUGCCCCCGUGCAGACAUGUGGUGCCACAGAAACGAUCGAGGAAGUCUCCAAGGUGCUGUCCAGGCACGAUAUCCGAGGGAUGCCUGUCGUUGACGAGGAGGGGAAGGUGCUGGGCCUGAUCUCUUGCAAGGAGGUGGAGAAAACGGUGAAACUGGGGCGACAACACGAGCUCGUCAAGGGUUGGAUGAAGGAGCAGUUCCCUGUGGCGGAUGCCCAGGAUCCAUUACACGAAGUGGAAGAAAAGUUCAUCAAGGGGGAUCUCGGCAGGCUUCCGGUGGUGCGAGAAGGAAAACUGGUGGGGCUCAUUACACGGGCGGACAUGCUGAGACAACACCGCUUCUACGAAGGCCUGCACUACGAAAAUAGAGCCUUCGCCACCCCGGUCGACUCUCCCGUGAGGAAAAUGCUGGCGAAUCUGCGGAAAACGCUAAAGAAGUACGACGAGGAGUAAUGAAUAGCCUUUGGAUUAGUACACUUCCCAACAGCAGCAGCGUGAUUUGGUUACAACCGUGGUUGCUGUCCUCUUGUGUAGGCUUACGUGCACGCGUGGGGCCGGUCAAGCACGUGCCGCUAGUCGUGGGUGUACCGGAGACACGGUAGCGCGUUGGUGAGUGUGUGCUAUCAGAGGGCCGUCGGUUGCUGUUUUUGGCGUCGAACACAAGGCUAGUGGCGCCUUCGUGCCUUCCACGGAUAGAUGUCUCAGAUUGGUUUUGGCUUGGUCGAAGUCCGACCCAUUGAAGCGGCACGCUCUGUUGGGUGAGCUGCUGCACAUGAUACAUUAAAGAGGGACGGCGGUGCUUUAUUGUCGUGCAUUAGUUUUAGGCACGACGUGAAACUCUUGGCGUUGGCUGAAAGCUCAAGGUUAAGUGUGCAGAGAAACGCCAUGAUCGAUCAAUAGGUUUGCAAAACGCUGUGCGAAUUGCUAUAGGAUGCAGUACGUGAUUUGUGGGCAGCCGUGUGGCGAGUGCGGGACUACGCUUUUGAGUUGCUGGGAGCUGUGUAGACGAGACUGGACUGCUGUGCCAGCUGUGUGUGUUUACAGGGUGUACUUUAGGCGCUGGCGGAGUGUGGGGAGUUGACCUUUUCGUGUUUUUCUUUCCAGAGGAAGAGAGGGGAUGUUGGGGGUGUUGUUCGAACGCGUCAAGUCGAGACGAAAACAUGCGUGAGCGGGUCGUGCGGUCCGUUGUGAUGUGGGUCGUCAGGCUUGGUCAACCGUCUUGAUAGCAGUCGACGAAGCGAGAUAGAAAUGGCGAAAUAGAGGUUUCGCACAUGUAAAGAGGGACAAAGAGAGAGGGGGAGAGAGCUUGGCGAUUGAGGUUCGUG
Ectocarpus sp. CCAP 1310/34 is the source of this 2905-nucleotide messenger RNA. The record is from the annotation of a GenBank genome assembly. Lineage: Eukaryota; Phaeophyceae; Ectocarpales; Ectocarpaceae.